AUGACCACCACUAUCUCAGCCGCCAACACCACCACCUCGAUUGCUGCAGCCACCGCCACCGUCACCAUUACCAUAACAACCACCACCGCCUAUGGCGACGACGCUUGGGCGUCGAAACUUCUUGCGGCCGCCUUUGCCGGGCUUGCCUGCCCGCCGGUGCCCGCCUGCCCGACCUGCCAGGACACCCCCGCCGUCGUGGGGACCACCUUGGCCGCUGGGUACCUGACCUUCGUCCUCGCGUGGGCUGUUCUGAUGUGGGCGAUGAACUUGGGGGGAGGGGGGGACGGGGGACAAGGAGGCGGCAGGGGGGACCCCGGGGACGGGGACGACCUCGGUGACGACUGCCGUGGGAGGGGGAGCUGGGCGACGGGGGGACGGGGCCGCCAGCGACGAAUGUGGCAGGAGGGGAGGAGGGGGGAAACCCCGGGACGAGGUCCCCGGCCGUUCCUCAGGGGGACGGGGGAGUGGUGGAGACCUUCCUGA
Phialemonium atrogriseum is the source of this 483-nucleotide messenger RNA. RefSeq lists its product as uncharacterized. Lineage: Eukaryota; Fungi; Ascomycota; Sordariomycetes; Cephalothecales; Cephalothecaceae. The record is from RefSeq and is a predicted model, not a curated record. The coding region runs from base 1 to 483 and encodes 160 amino acids. The transcript has a single exon.